AUGGUGGAGGCCGGCCUGAAGGGCUGGCUGCUCUGGGCCCUGCUCCAGCACCUGGCCUGGAGCGAGCUGUACACGCCCGUACACCAGCCUGGCGUCUGCGCUUUCUACGAUGAGUGUGGGAGCAACCCAGAGCUGUCUGGAAGCCUGGCUUCACUCUCCAAUGUGUCCUGCCUGGACAACUCGCCUGCCCGCCAUGUCACGGGUGACCACCUGACCCUCCUACAGAGCAUCUGUCCCCGCCUCUACACCGGCCCCAACACCACCUACGCCUGUUGCUCCUCCAAGCAGCUGGUGUCUCUGGACAUGAGCCUGCAGGUCACCAAGGCCCUGCUCACCCGCUGCCCCUCCUGCUCCAACAACUUCGUGAGCCUGCAUUGCCACAACACCUGCAGCCCCAACCAGAGCCUCUUCAUCAACGUGACUCGCGUGGCUAUGCGGGGGGAUGGCCAGCUGCCGGCCGUGGUGGCCUACGAGGCCUUCUACCAGCGCAGCUUCGCCGAGGAGACCUACGAGUCCUGCAGCCGCGUGCGCAUCCCCGCCGCUGCCACCCUGGCCGUGGGCUCCAUGUGCGGCGUCUACGGCUCGGCCCUGUGCAACGCCCAGCGCUGGCUCAAUUUCCAGGGGGACACGGGGAAUGGGCUGGCACCUCUGGACAUCACCUUCCACCUGUGGGAGCCUAGUCAGGCCGCAGGGAGCGUGAUUCAGCCUCUGAACGGGGAGGUGGUGCCCUGCAACCAGUCCCAGGGGGACAGCAUGUCGGCCUGUUCCUGCCAGGACUGUGCCGCCUCCUGUCCCGUCAUCGCCCAGCCCGAGGCCCUGGACCCCACCUUCCGCAUGGGCAGGAUGGCGGGGAGCCUGGCCCUCAUCAUCAUCCUCUGCUUGGUCUUCGCCUUGCUCGCCUUCUUCCUCCUCCGGCCUCGCAUGGCCUCGCGCUGCGGCAAGCGCGAGACGCCGGACCGCAAGGCGGGCAUCGGCCUCACCCACAGGCUCAGCCUCUCCACCUACAGCCUCCUUAGCAGGGGCUUCCAGUGCUGGGGCACCUGGGUGGCCUCGUGGCCGCUGACCGUCCUGGUGGUGUCCACCGUUGUGGUGGUGGCCAUGGCAGGGGGCCUGGCCUUCACGGUACUGACCACAGACCCCGUGGACCUGUGGUCGGCCCCCAACAGCCAAGCCCGAGAGGAGAAGGCGUUCCACGACAAGUAUUUCGGCCCCUUCUUCCGCACCAACCAGGUAUUCUUGACAGCACCGAACCGGCCCAGCUACAGGUACGACUCGCUGCUGCUGGGGCCCAAGAACUUCAGCGGGAUUCUGUCCUCCGACCUGCUGCUCGAGGUGCUGGAGCUGCAGGAGAAGCUGCGGCACCUGCAGGUGUGGUCGCCGGAGGAGCAGCGCAACAUCUCCCUGCAGGACGUCUGCUACGCCCCCCUCAACCCGCACAACACCAGCCUCUCCGACUGCUGCGUCAACAGCCUCCUGCAGUACUUCCAGAACAAUCGCACCCACCUGCUGCUCACGGCCAACCAGACGCUGUCUGGGCAGACCUCCCAGGUGGACUGGAAGGACCACUUUCUCUACUGUGCCAACGCCCCACUCACCUUCAAAGAUGGCACGGCCCUGGCCCUGAGCUGCAUGGCUGACUACGGGGCCCCUGUCUUCCCUUUCCUUGCUGUCGGGGGCUACAAAGGGAAGGAUUUUUCUGAGGCAGAGGCUCUGGUCGUGACCUUCUCCCUCAACAAUUACCCUCCUGGGGACCCUCGGCUGGACCAGGCUAAGCUCUGGGAGAAAGCCUUCUUGGAGGAGAUGCAAGCCUUCCAGCGUCGGAUGGAAGGCGUGUUCCAGGUCACAUUCAUGGCAGAGCGCUCCCUGGAGGAUGAGAUCAACAGCAGCACGUUCCAGGACCUGCCCACCUUCGCUGUCAGCUACAUCGUCAUCUUCCUGUACAUCUCCCUGGCCCUGGGCACCUACUCCAGCUGGCGCCGAGUGCUGGUGGACUCCAAGGCCACGCUGGGCCUGGGCGGGGUGGCCGUGGUGCUGGGAGCAGUCAUGGCCUCCAUGGGCUUCUUCGCCUACCUUGGUGUCCCCUCCUCCCUGGUGAUCCUUCAAGUGGUGCCUUUCCUGGUGCUCGCCGUGGGGGCCGACAACAUCUUCAUCUUCGUUCUUGAGUACCAGAGGAUGCCUCGAAACCCUGGGGAGCAACGAGAGGCCCACAUCGGCCGAGCCCUGGGCAGAGUGGCCCCGAGCAUGCUGCUCUGCAGCCUCUCCGAGGCCAUCUGCUUCUUCCUAGGAGCCCUGACCCCCAUGCCUGCAGUGCGGACCUUUGCCCUGAUCUCUGGCCUUGCGGUGCUUCUCGACUUCCUGCUGCAGAUGUCGGCCUUCGUGGCCCUGCUCUCCCUGGACAGCAGGAGGCAGGAGGCCUCCCGGCUGGACUUCUGCUGCUGCAAAGCGCCCCGGGAUGUGCCCCCGCCUAGCCAGGCCGAGGGGCUCCUGCUCCGAUGCUUCCGCAAGUUCUACGCCCCGUUCCUGCUGCACUGGUUCACCCGCGUGGUCGUGAUGCUGCUCUUCCUGGCCCUGUUCGGAGCGAGUCUCUACCUCAUGUGCUUCAUCACCGUGGGGCUGGACCAGGAGCUGGCCCUGCCCAAGGACUCAUACCUGCUCGACUAUUUCCUCUUUCUGAACCGCUACUUUGAGGUGGGGCCCCCGGUCUACUUUGUCACCACUGGGGGCUACAACUUCACCAGUGAGGAAGGUAUCAAUGCCAUCUGCUCCAGCUCAGGCUGCAACAACUUCUCCCUAACCCAGAAGAUCCAAUAUGCCACCGAGUUCCCUGACCAGUCUUACUUGGCCAUCCCUGCCUCCUCCUGGGUGGACGACUUCAUUGACUGGCUGUCUUCAUCUUCCUGCUGCCGCAUUUACAUCUCUGGCCCCAAUAAAGAUGAAUUCUGCCCCUCGACCGUCAGCUCCCUGGCCUGCUUGAAGACCUGCAUCAGCUUCACGACAGGGACCGUCCGGCCGACUGUGGAGCAGUUCCACCGGUAUCUUCCCUGGUUUCUGAACGACAUGCCCAACAUCAAAUGUCCCAAAGGCGGCCUGGGGGCGUACAGCACCUCCGUGAAUUUGGGCCCAGAUGGCCAGGUGUUAGCCUCUCAGUUCAUGGCCUACCACAAGCCGCUGAAGAACUCGCAGGAUUACACAGAGGCUCUGCGGGCAUCUCGGGCGCUGGCGGCCAACAUCACUGCCGACCUGCUGAAGGUGCCGGGCACCGACCCGGAUUUCAAGGUCUUCCCCUACACGAUCUCCAACGUGUUCUACGAGCAGUACCUGACGGUGGUCCCCGAGGGGCUCUUCAUGCUCGGCAUCUGCCUGUUGCCCACCUUCGUCGUCUGCUGCCUGCUGCUGGGCAUGGACGUCCGCUCCGGCCUCAUCAACCUCUUCUCCAUCGUCAUGAUCCUGGUGGACACUGUGGGCUUCAUGACCCUGUGGAAUAUCACCUACAACGCCGUGUCCCUGAUCAACCUGGUCACGGCGGUGGGCAUCUCUGUGGAGUUUGUGUCCCACAUCACCCGCUCCUUUGCCAUCAGCACCAAGCCCACCCGUCUGGAGAGGGCUAAGGAGGCCACCAUCUCCAUGGGCAGUGCGGUGUUUGCAGGAGUGGCCAUGACCAAUCUGCCUGGCAUCCUCGUCCUGGGCCUGGCCAAGACGCAGCUCAUCCAGAUUUUCUUCUUCCGUCUCAACCUCCUCAUCACUCUGCUGGGCCUGCUGCACGGCCUGGUCUUCCUGCCGGUCGUCCUCAGCUACGUGGGGCCUGAGGUCAACCCAGCUCUGCUGCAGCAGCAGAAGCGGGAGGAGGAGGCGGCUUCGGCCAAGGAGGCCUCCUGCUCAAAGCACCCCAUCCCAAUGAGCACGGCAGACAACAUCUAUGUCAACUCUGGCUUCGAGCAUCCCGACAAGAGUGUGAAUGGUUCUGACAGCUCCCAGCCACACAAUAGGCAGCAGUUCUGAUGGAGCCAGAGCUCAACGGCCCUGACCUAAGGGGCCAUGAGGGUUCCCCUGUGUGGGGGAUCCCUUGAUCUAUAUUUCCCCUCAGGGCCUGGGAGAGGCUGUCCCCACAGGAGUGCCUGCCUGCAAUAGGACACGCUCUGGCCACCAGCUCUCAUCCAUAAGGACCCACGAUUGUGGUAGAAGUGGCACGUGAUGGUGUGGGCAUGAGCUGCCCCUGAUGCGUCUCUUCGACUUGACGUGUGUCCUCCUCAUGCAAGUUUUAAAACUUUAGUUCCAUCUAUGUAA
Molecule: messenger RNA, 4284 nt
Organism: Phacochoerus africanus (Common warthog)
Lineage: Eukaryota; Metazoa; Chordata; Mammalia; Artiodactyla; Suidae
Gene: NPC1L1
Product: NPC1 like intracellular cholesterol transporter 1
Exons: 19
Coding region: 1-3999 (1332 amino acids)
Cellular component (GO): membrane
Molecular function (GO): lipid carrier activity
Source: RefSeq, a predicted model, not a curated record